Molecule: messenger RNA, 2770 nt
Organism: Strongylocentrotus purpuratus (purple sea urchin)
Lineage: Eukaryota; Metazoa; Echinodermata; Echinoidea; Camarodonta; Strongylocentrotidae
Gene: sil1
Product: nucleotide exchange factor SIL1
Exons: 10
Coding region: 92-1468 (458 amino acids)
Source: RefSeq, a predicted model, not a curated record
CACGUGUUAAUACACUGUACGGUAUAUAAAGAGCGUUCGCUGCAUCAACGAAGAGAGAAGUUUAUGUUAGCAAGACUUACUUACUACUAUUAUGGCGGCCUGCAGAUCGACUUUGAUGGGUAUUCUGCUUUUAUCAGCAAUUCUCCACAUUUCCCUUCUGUGUGGUGUUAUUUCAAUGGGAACUGAUUCAACUGCUGUAACUCUUCAUGAGACCGAAGCUAUUGUUGAAGAUUGUGAUGGAGCUGUUGAAUUGGAGGAGAAUGAAGAAAUAUUGGAAGUGUUCCAACCAACUGAUGAAUGGCAGACUAUCAAAGAAGGCCAAGCCAUCCCUGCUGGACUUCAUGUGAGGAUCAAUCUAGCUGAAGGAACAAAAGAGGCUAAAUAUCUGGAUGAUCCUAAGGAAUCCUUGACGGCUGAGUCUCAGGAGAAGGUGAAGAACGAUGAUGAGGAAUCAGACACAUACAAGAAAGAAGAACUGAAGGAAAGGCUUGCUAAGAUAAAAGGAGAAAAGGACUGUGAUGAUUGCAAUGAUAAUGAAGCACUAAUUGAGGAAGUGAAACAACGCUACCGCUCUAUUGAGGAGCUGAAGAAGGAGCUUGCUGAGCUCGAGGUCGAUAUCAAAACAGAUUAUGAGAUCAUGACAAAGCUCUUUGAAGAAUACAGAGCAGAUCAAACCCCCGAGACAAGGAAACUCAUCCUGCAAGAUCUAGAAUUCUAUGUUCAUAAGGUUGAUAAUGGAGUUGACCUUGCACGUUUAGGAGGAUGGGAUAUUAUCAUUAGUGCACUGAACAGCACAGAGGAAGAUAUCAGCAGCGAAGCUGCACAUGUACUAGGGUCAGCAGUUCAAAGUAAUCCCAAGGCUCAAGUCAGUGCCUAUGACGGAGGAGCACUGCAAGCUCUUCUUCGGCUUCUCACCCGCUCUUCUUCUAUCAACGUCAAAAGGAGGGCGCUUUAUGGACUGUCGUCUCUUAUCCGCUUCUUCCCACAUGCACAGAGGAAGUUCCUUGAGCUUGGAGGGCUGAGCGUGCUCUCUGGUUUGAUGAGAGAGACAAAAAGCGAUUAUCUUCCGAUCCAGAUCAAAAGUGUGACGCUUGUGCAUGAUCUCCUAGUUGAACAGAGAAAUGCUCUAGAAUUGGAUAUGACUGAUACGGAUGAAGUCGCUAAGGAAAGGAAACUGCAGUAUGAAAAAAUCCAUCUUGUUCCUAUGGUGAUAGAAGGAGGUUGGUGCGAUGCAGUCCCUAUCCUGUUGAGUGUACCUGAUCAUGAUACAAGGGAGAAAAUUCUUUUCUCGUUGAACACCCUUCGGUUAUUCUGUGAUUAUUCAUCCAACGUUGAUUUACAAAGCAGACUGGAGACCUUGAGGAAGGAGUAUGGUAAGCUAGCUGAAGAAGAAUCUCUGAAUGGUGAUGGCGAUGACUUCUUUCACUCCUUACAUUCAACGGUUGAUGGAAUUAUAAAAGCUAUAUGAAAAUAUUUGAGUGGAUACUUUAUAUAUAUAAUUCUAUGAUCAAAUCAAAUGUCCAUUACUAGAACGCAAGUUAAUUUAUAGUAUUUAUGUUUAACAGUAGGAGGCAUUGUACUUAAGGCUGAAGAUGGUUGAAUUGGAGCAUCUUUUUCUUGAAUUUUUACUAUAAUAAAUGGCUUUACAAAUUAACUACUUUGAGAUUAAAAUGACCUACAUUUCAAACAUAGCAUGCAUUAAUAUUGUUUUCUUUGAUUAACAUUUCCUUGGUUGUCCAAGGAAUCAUUAAAUGCUGUUGCCAAUUUGUUGUUAUAAAUGAUUAUAUGUCUGCACCUUUAAGAAAACUGAAAUUUGAUUAAAGUAUAUUCCUACCGUCAAUAGGUUGUUGCCCUUUUUAUAUUAUUUUCUGGGGGAUAUAAUGAUUGUUAAAUCCACAUCAGACUGAACACAAGAAGAAACAAGUUUUAUAAUGUUUAUGUCGUGAAAGAUUUUCAAAUGAAAGAUGAAAGAUAUGCGUGUAAAUUCUGAUCGAAUGCACUUUGCUUCAUAAGUACACAUCUAUCAAACCUGUACAUCAACAUCAUCUAUUGAAAGCAAGAAGGGCAUUCACUCUGUAGUUAAGUAUACAACUUACUUAAUGCCCUUUGGCUCUCAUAAGAAAUACACCAUGUGCUUGUAUUGACAGAAACAUCUUGGCACAAUUAGAUAAUUUAUUUUCAAUUUUACCACACUUGUUUAUAUUCUUCCCUCCCCUUGUUUUUGUUCUCUUUCCUAUUUGCACUCUACCUCACAUUAGGAUAUAUCUAUGUCAUUUAUCUUCAGCUUGAUAGAUUUCUUCUGAUCCUAACAGAUGCCAUUUCUCUUUUUUAUGUGAAAGUGCAGUGAUUUCCACUGUAGUUGAAAUAUUUACAUCUCUUCUAGUAGGAUAAAUCGAGAACAUUUUGUUUUAAUGAAAUGUGUCAAUUCGUUUCCUUUUAAAGCUAGGGUCAGUCUUUUGAAGAAAGGUAGCUUGAAAAAAAAAAUCUCCUCCGUGAUACACUUUAUCUCCAAUUCCGAUAACUCUGAAAAUGUGGAAAGAAAAAGAGAGAGUUUUGAAAAUGUCGUUUUAAACUUCUUGUUUACUUCACCCUUGCGUAUUAACCACCAAGUGCCUUUUUUAAUUUUGUAUGCUUCAUAUACAUUUUAAUUAAUUAUUUGUUAUACUUUAAUAUGGAUAGGUGAUAAUGAAAAGGUUUAUUGUUUCUAUAUUAUUAGAAGUUUAUAUUAAGUGCAAAUCAUUAAAAUCUAUAUUAGACAUGACAUCUCCUA